CAGAAAUAAUGAUUCAAGGAAGCAGUGCACAUAUAAAUUCUUCAGAUGAUUUAAACGCUUCCCAACCUCUUAAUCAUGAAGAAAGCAAUCACCAAUCGUUCAAUGUAAUCGAAGAGAAUCAAGGCAAUGAAACACAAAUUUCAGACUCUAGUAUUCAGAAACAAUCAGCAGAAAUAAUGAUUCAAGAAAGUGCAGCUCAAAGUUCUAGCUUUUAUAUAGAGGAAGAUAGUACAAAUAAUAAAUCCAGUUCUUUAGAUGAUUCAGAUGCGGCCCAACCUUUAAGCUAUGAAAAAGAAUGCGAUAACUCACAAUCUGAUGAAUAUUAUGACUCGACAGAAGAAGCAAAUGAACAAAGAUUUAAUGAGAUAAUAUUAAGGUUAAUGAAAAGUUACUCUAACGAUAAGUACAAAUCCCAAAUAAAUAAACAAUUUAAAGCUUCAAAAAAGAAAAUUAAAAAAGUUGAUAAGACCAACAAUAAACCUGUUAACAACUUCAUAGAAAAAGUUUCUUCAAAUUUGACAGAAGAAGAUUCCUUACCUAGUGUUAAUGAAAUAUUGAAACCGUCUGUAACCCAAAGUAGCCAUCCUAGUAAGGAAACAAAUUUAUUAGAUGUAUUAAUGGAUUAUCAG
Messenger RNA from Racocetra persica, 629 nucleotides. The record is from the annotation of a GenBank genome assembly. NCBI's taxonomy places the organism in Eukaryota, Fungi, Glomeromycota, Glomeromycetes, Diversisporales, Gigasporaceae.